AUGCAGUCGGCAAAUCCCAGCAGCCCGAAAGUACCAGUAGGUACUUUUGUGGAAUUUCAAGUGGUUAUUUUAACAAAUGACGAAAACCACUUUGCCAGUGAUUUGUGCGAAGGGACAUGCAAGGGGCUCAUCAAGAUAAGUAAUCGGUGCAUGAUCUACUUCAUCCUGCGGAACCUAAUUGAACAGAAGUUAAAAUACAUAACCAUCGUGGUGAAUAGCAAGUACUACGAUGAGAUGGUGAGUUACGUGAAUGAGACGUUUCCGGAGAAUUACAAGGUGGACGACAAGAAGAGCUUGGACAGCUACUGCAUCGACGUGGAGCCGUACACCUCCAGCAACAGCGAAGAGUUGGGACCCAUCCAGUGCCUCCUGCAGAUCCGCCACAAGAUAAAGUCGGACUUUAUCGUCGUUAACUGUGAUAUCCUCGGGUUUGUCGACUUCCAUUCCUUAGCAAACCUAUUUCGGGGCGAAAACGCCAUCUGUGCGCUGCUCCUCUUGGAAGAGAACCAAACAGACGAGAAGAAGAAACAAAAAAAGGAGGAUGAGUUACUAAACUUAGAGAACAACAUAUGGGUGUGCAUAGACAAAAACAGCAAGGUCGUCAGUAUAAAGGAUUCUCUCUCUAUGAAGCAGAGUGGGAGGUUUAAGAUCAGUAAAAUAAAUUUGACUGCGCAUCGAAAUUUUAUUCUAAAAACGGACCUCCUGGAUAGCCACGUCUACAUUUUUAAGAACUACGUUUUGGACAUUAUGGAGCGCAAGAGCAGCUUCACCAGCAUUAAGUACGAUCUCAUACCCUACUUGAUCAGAAUUCAGAAUACACGCAGAGCAGCAGAGUACUACUCCAAGUCGGAGUUCAAAUUUAACAUGUUCAAGACGCUGAUCAAUAGGUACGAAGGAGGAGAGGACAACGAUGAGUCGGAUCAGAAGGAGAAUAUAGAAAGUGUCGUCUGCUAUGUGCAACCCAAGUCUAAUGGGUUCUGCCAGCGGAUCAACAGCCUUUCCAACUUUAUCAAAGCCAACAUGCUGUUUUGCGUCUCCAGACACGAUCAGCUGAAGAACGUCCUGCCCCCCUACUGCUUCUUCCUAAUGAGUGACAAGAACCAGUCGUACAAGGACUGCAUAAUAAGUAGCCAAUUUGAGCACGAGGAAAAUGUCAUCCUCAAAAAGUCCGUCCUCGGCAAAAACGUAAGGAUAAAAAAAAACUCUUCCGUAAACAGAAGCAUUUUUAUGGACAACAUAAUUGUCAGUGAGAACUGCCACAUACAGAAUUCCAUCAUUUGCAAAAACGUUGUCAUCGGAGAUAACUGUAAGCUGGUUGACUGCGUAGUGAGGGAAAACAGCGUCAUCGAAAGGAAUGGCAUCUUCGAGAAGGAAACACUACCUCUAUUUAUCUCCUAG
This is a messenger RNA of Plasmodium coatneyi, 1398 nucleotides long. Its product is annotated as Translation initiation factor eIF-2B subunit gamma. The transcript is spliced from 9 exons. Gene Ontology annotation, cellular component: eukaryotic translation initiation factor 2B complex; guanyl-nucleotide exchange factor complex. Lineage: Eukaryota; Apicomplexa; Aconoidasida; Haemosporida; Plasmodiidae. The record is from RefSeq and is a predicted model, not a curated record. Gene Ontology annotation, molecular function: guanyl-nucleotide exchange factor activity; translation initiation factor activity. Gene Ontology annotation, biological process: cytoplasmic translational initiation. The coding region runs from base 1 to 1398 and encodes 465 amino acids.